UCUACUGUGGGGAGGACACCCAGGAGAGCUGCAUUCCUGAGGCAGCCAGCGAGGGAGGAACGAGAGGAGAGAACUGCAGAAGGCGAAAGAACGAGAGGGAGAGGUUGAAAAGUGGCGGAGCAGCGGCCGCAGCUCUACACGCUCGUCGCGACCGUGUCAGACCGCGUCUGACCUCCCUCCGCUGGACCGCCGCACUACCUCCCUCACGCUCGCUCGCUCGUUCCCUUCCGGCGCACCAGCCGCGCACAGCCUGCUCUCCGGCUCUGUCAAGAGGCGCAUUCACCUGGGCGAGAGAGCGACUAAGAGAAAAACAAAAAGACAGAAGGGGGGGGGGGACUGAAAGGAAGGGAAUCGUCCCUUCAUUUGACAGUGCCAUGCAGUGUUGAGCUGAGCUGAGCCGAGCCAAGCUGAUCUAAUUUGAAGUCCAUCUGACCCUUCACCCCACCCAACCUGGUCCAAAAUGGAGCUGAAAGUGUGGGUGGACGGAGUGGUGCGUGUGGUGUGUGGCCUGUCCGAGGAGACUUCCUGCCAGGAUGUGGUCAUUGCUCUUGCACAGGCCAUUGGUCAGACAGGCCGUUAUGUUUUGAUCCAGCGUCUGAGGGACACAGAGAGGCAGCUGCUGGCCACCGAGAGGCCUCUGGAGUCUCUGGCUAAGCUAGGCCAGCAUGGCAGUGAGGUUCAGUUCUUCCUGCGCCGUACUGGGCCGAGCAGUGACGGACCUGUGACUAAACAAGACAAACUAACCCCAAACCCCUUGCCCAGACACUCGGAGCCAGAGCUUUCCAAACGCAGUCAGCCCAAGAAGGCCCUCACUUUCAACCUCGGCCCGUCCACCUCCCCAAAAACCAAAGCCAGUCAAUUAAGGAGGUCUCCCCGGGACUCACCGGAGCAGAGAGCUUCCCCUUCUCCCUCCCCCAGCCCUGUAUCCCUGCUUGUGCCAUCUCCCUCUGCCUCUCCUCCAGUGGGACCGUCCAAAGAGGAGGUCUUUCGACAGGUUCUCCAGCAACAAGAGAGACUGAGGGCUAUUGAGGUCCAGUUAGAGGCCCUAGAGAGGGAGUCACGUGCCUGGGAGUGUCCCUCCCCAUCCCCUUGCACCUCCCCUGUCUCCGAUGCUCACUUCCAAGAAGAAUUGGAGGUUCUGGAGGUAGCACUGAGGAGGAACCAGGCUGAGCUGGCGCACGAGUUGUUCUGGGAAGAGGAGCUACGAGCAGAGAUGGAGAGGGAGCGAAGUAUGAGACGGAAGCUAGGGGAUCUCCAUGCCAAGAUGGAUGACUGCGGCAGGCGGCUCCACGACUUCUCAGUUCGCUCCACUCAGCUUGAGGAAGAGAUCCAACGGGAGAGCCAGUCAGGUGGGCUCCAGGCGGGGAGAGCUAAUGGUGGCGGGCUUGAAGAGUCCCUAGAUGCUGUGAAGGCAGAGCUCCAGAGCCAGGACAAGCAAGGGGCAGAGCUGGGGGAGCAGCUAUCUGAGACUGAACAGGCUCUGGGGAAAGCUGAGACUCUGCUGCAGGACGGGCAGAAAGAGCUAGAGGAGCUGAACAAGGAGCUGAGGCAAUGUAACCUACAGCAUUUUAUUCAACAGACAGGAGUCCUGCCGUCACCAGCCCACUCACGGACUGAACUCCAGGAACAACUGGAGCAGCUGGAACUGGCACAUCUGCUGCAGGACGGAUACAGGAAUGGAAGCCUCAGUCUUGCUCCGUCGGAGUCACCGCCUCGCCCCACUGCCAAACAGUUCCUGGGACAUCCACGCAACCUACAGAACCCUCUGGUUUCCAGUCUCAACCCUGAGGUCCUGACAUCCAGCGAGACGUCAUGGAGGUAAAACAUGGACCACAGGGCCAAGAGAACUAUUUCACUGUUAUGUCACCGACAACUCGUAUUUAACCCCUUUCCACUGUAACUGUUGUUGUUAUUCAGAUUAUCAUUAUAUACAUAUUGUAUAUACAUAAGACGGAUAUAUUUACAGCAUUUUGCUACUGUACACACUACAAAGUAUAUGUAUUAAAUGUAAAAUAAUUUAGGAAACUUUUACCUAGAGCAUAAUUGCUGUCUAUGUAUUUAAAUACAAUAAAAAAAAUGUGCAUUGUGAUUUACA
Lampris incognitus (smalleye Pacific opah) is the source of this 2095-nucleotide messenger RNA. It is a transcript of the gene rassf7a, whose product is annotated as Ras association domain family member 7a. The record is from RefSeq and is a predicted model, not a curated record. Gene Ontology annotation, biological process: signal transduction. The transcript has 6 exons. NCBI's taxonomy places the organism in Eukaryota, Metazoa, Chordata, Actinopteri, Lampriformes, Lampridae. Bases 461 to 1822 code for a protein of 453 amino acids.